Messenger RNA from Aaosphaeria arxii CBS 175.79, 1818 nucleotides. RefSeq names its product siderophore iron transporter. The transcript is spliced from 5 exons. Gene Ontology annotation, cellular component: membrane. Bases 1 to 1818 code for a protein of 605 amino acids. Gene Ontology annotation, molecular function: transmembrane transporter activity. Lineage: Eukaryota; Fungi; Ascomycota; Dothideomycetes; Pleosporales. The record is from RefSeq and is a predicted model, not a curated record. Gene Ontology annotation, biological process: transmembrane transport.
AUGACAACAACGGAAGACCAUGCCUCCACCAAGGCUGGGCCAAUACACAAUGAACAUAUCGCCUCAAGCGAGAAGCGAAAUUCAUUGGAGCACACCUUGACAAACGAUAUUCACGGGUUUGAGGUCGAUUAUGCAGCCUUGCCAAAAGGGUACUAUACCAGUCGCUUCUUCGUCGGAACCUUUUUCGCCACUGGUCUAGCGAUCAUAUGCGGCACAGGUGCCUUUGGAUUCGCGGCCCCAAUCCUGGGCGUGAUCAAUGCUGAUAUUGGACCCGACGACCGAUAUGUCUGGAUCUCACUCGUUUACAAUGCCGUUUUGGCCGUGUUCCUCUCUCCUGUUGGGCGUCUCUCGGACAUUUUUGGCCGUCGAUACUUCUUCGUGGGUGGUGCGAUUGUUGCAAUCAUAGGUAGCAUCGUUUGUGCUACUGCACAGGAUAUCACCACGCUGAUUGGCGGCAAUGUACUUCUAGCAGCUGCUACCGCCACACAGCUUAGCUUCCAUUUCGUUAUCGGCGAGCUCGUACCAAUGAAGCAUCGAUAUGUCGCUAUUGGCAUCAUCUAUGCAUUCACUUAUAGCUCAUCUGGUAUGGGCCCAGCUAUAUCUGCUUCCUUCAUUGCACACUAUCCCAGUGUUGGCUGGCGAGGUGUAUACUGGCUUUUACUUGCUUUGAAUUCUGCAGCUUUCAUUUGCUGGACAGCCUUUUAUUUCCCACCAACGUUCGACGAGAAGCACAGGAAUGACGAGAACCGUAGCAAAAUGUACUGGCUCAAGCAUUUCGAUUGGAUUGGUACAUUCCUAUUCGCCAGCGGCUUCAUCGUCUUCUUGAUGGGAUUAUCGUGGGGUGGCACAGUGUAUCCCUGGAGGUCAGCUGCUGUCAUUGCUGCCAUAAUUGUCGGCUUUGCGGUCAUGACCGCCUUUGUUCUAUGGGAGAUCUAUGCACCCAUCAAGGAGCCACUUAUUCCCAUGCAUCUUUUCAAGAAUGGACGCUGGGUAUCAGCUGUUGUACUGUUGGGUCUUGGAGCUGGCGUCUAUUAUGCAUUCUCGAUCGUAUGGCCUGCUCAAGCUGCAGUUCUCUACGGAAAUGGAGAUACUAUGCGAGUUGGAUACAUGAGCACUAUUGUAGGGCUUGGGAUAAUCACUGGACAAGUCAUCGCAGGAUUCCUGGCAGUACCUAUCGGGAAGACGCGUUUUCAGUGCAUGGUUGCCUUUCUUCUUGGUGGUAUCUUCCUCGGAGCUGCUGCCAUUGCAAAUGUGGACAACUUUGGCGCUACUCUCUCUCUCAUACUUCUUGGAUGUAUCUUCAUCGGAUGGAAUGAGUCGAUCUGCCUCGCCAAUGCAACGAUUCUUGUCGAAGACCAGCGUGAAAUCGGCGUUGCCGGUGGAACAGCUGGAUCUGUACGAGCGGCCAUUUGUGCCGUUCUUGUCGCUAUCUACACCACAAUCAUGACCAAUAGACUUGGGGAGACCAUUCCUUCUCAAGUCCCACCGAAAGUGGUCGCUGCAGGAUUGCCGGAGUCCAGCGUACCGGCGUUUUUACAGGCACUCCCCCUGGGAGGUAACGCCUUUGCCAAUGUGCCAGGUAUCACAGACCGUAUACUCGCGCUUGGAAUGAGAGCAUACCAGGAUGCAAAUGCGGAUGCGUUCAGGACUGUCUAUCUUGCUACCAUCGCUUUCUCCGCUGUAGCUGUCAUACUCACGUGGUGGGCACCAAACACAGACGAUCUGAUGAAUGACAAAGUAGCAGCCACAUUGAAUCAUGAAGGUCAGAAGGUCGAUGAGAAAAUGGUAGAAAAGCAUUCUAUGGCGACUAAUGUUUGA